CGAAGACAUAUUAAUUUCUUGUUUCCACCUCGUGUUUCCGGUUCUUCUGUAAUUUUCGAGGAAAGGGAAAGAAGUAACAAUGGCGGACGCUGCUCCAGCCGCACGCGGUGGCUUUCGUGGAGGUUUUGGUUCUCGUGGAGCAGGAGGUGAUCGCGGAGGCCUGAGAGGUCGAGGUGGUAGAGGUAGAGGCAGAGGACGCGGCCGUGGACGCGGCAAGGAGGAUAGCAAAGAAUGGGUCCCUGUUACCAAGCUAGGUCGUCUAGUCAGAGAUGGCAAGAUUCAGUCUCUCGAGCACAUCUAUUUGUUCUCCUUACCCAUCAAGGAAUACGAAAUCAUCGAUAAAUUUCUUGGACCAGAUCUAAAGGACGAGGUUCUAAAAAUCAUGCCAGUACAAAAGCAGACACGUGCUGGUCAACGUACACGUUUCAAGGCUUUCGUUGCCAUUGGAGACAGCAAUGGACAUAUUGGACUGGGAGUAAAAUGCUCUAAGGAAGUAGCCACUGCGAUUCGUGGUGCUAUUAUUUUGGCUAAGUUGUCCGUUGUACCAGUUCGACGUGGUUACUGGGGCAACAAAAUCGGCAAGCCGCACACAGUGCCAUGUAAGGUAACUGGCAAGUGCGGUUCCGUACAGGUGCGUCUAAUACCUGCACCCAGAGGUACCGGCAUCGUAUCUGCCCCAGUUCCUAAGAAGCUUCUUCAGAUGGCUGGUAUCGAGGACUGCUAUACUUCAGCUAGAGGAUCAACCUGUACACUCGGUAACUUUGCCAAGGCCACUUACGCUGCGAUUGCCAAGACUUACGCAUAUCUGACGCCUGACUUGUGGAAGGAACAAGCUCUGGCUAAGGCACCGUAUCAAGAAUUCGCUGACUAUCUGUCCAAAACUCACAAAGGAGGCGCGAGAGCGGCCGAAGUUGUCUAAAUAAAGCCUCUGUGAAAGCGCUUUGAAA
Atta colombica is the source of this 947-nucleotide messenger RNA. It is a transcript of the gene RpS2, whose product is annotated as 40S ribosomal protein S2. Gene Ontology annotation, molecular function: structural constituent of ribosome; RNA binding. The transcript has 3 exons. The record is from RefSeq and is a predicted model, not a curated record. Gene Ontology annotation, biological process: translation. Bases 80 to 919 code for a protein of 279 amino acids. Gene Ontology annotation, cellular component: cytosolic small ribosomal subunit; ribosome. NCBI's taxonomy places the organism in Eukaryota, Metazoa, Arthropoda, Insecta, Hymenoptera, Formicidae.